GCUCACAAUGCACGUUCUUGUAGCCGAGGCUUCAUUCAAGUUACAGUAAGUACAUUGUAUGUAAUUCCCUGCGCGAUCUCAGUUGUACUCUGCAGUUGAAGUUGGCUUCGGUGAAACGUGAAAGUACUCUAAAGCUUCGUGCUUCCACUGAAUUACUUUGUUAGGCUUAGCAAGGCCCGGCGGACAGCCUUUCAAAAGCACCCUACUGUCAAGUGCUCCAGGUUUUGUCAACCACCUCAGCCUCAUACCCGCUUUCCGUUUCCUUUUGGUUUGCUAUUGCCUCUCGUCUGUAAUCUGCAACCAAGACCUAUCUCUGGUCCUGUUCUCAUCUCCAGUCUUGCGAUCAGUCUGUAUGACCUGUCUCCCUACUUUGCAGACUCGCACGCGACAUGACAGCGUUCAAGGCCCGUAAACGGGGUCUCUCGGGUCCGUGGAUCGAGUUCGAAUCUCCCUUGACUCGAUCAUGACAUUGAGCAAUUUUACCUGAACCCGUAUGCAUACUAGCCGACAAAAGCAUCCUGCUUGAUUGCAUUUCUGGUCCUAUGUUGAGACUGGCGAAUGACGAUACGCGCAAGCAGAAUCAUCCACCACAAAUACCCAUGAAGAGCGUGUGGUUAUCUUAUGAUGUGCCAGGCUACAACAACCCCAGAAUCGGAUGCCCCAAGCCUCUUCUGAAUCAUUCAACAUGAAGAGGCUGUAUAGACAGUCAAAGCACAAUUCUAGUGAUCACAGGAAGCCUGCUCAAAUCAUCAUGAUCCUUUUUGUCACCAUCUACGGCCAAUCCCACCAUCUUUCAUGGAGGUCCUUCAGGUCAAUCUCAGAGGGAACCCGAAGGUACGAAGUGAUAUCCGAGUUCGGAUCUGCCUCCUUCGUCGUCCAGCCGUUCCCAAAAUAUGCAAAUCUGUUUCCGCUCUUGGACAAGUACGUGUAUUCCCAGUCUUCCCACCUCGGCUCCUUUCGAACAAUUGUCACGUGAGCAGCGCUGCCUGGCCAGAUGCCGAAGAUCCUUUGACCGGCUUUGCCGCCGUUGGCCCAGGAGCUGCAAUUGUCUGUAAGGACGGUCUUCGGGAAGAAUGCAUCGCAAUAUUCGAUGAAGUCGUCCGCAGCCUGUUGCGAGGGCUCAACUGUCCGGAUCCACUGGCUGGAGACCUUUCGCAACAACUUUGCAUAAUAGGUGAGCUGGACUUCCACGGCAUGAGGCACCGUUCCGGAUGGACCUGUGCCGUGUGGGCCAGCUAUAUACAACAGAUUUGGAAAGCCAGGGGUGGCGAGUCCAAGGUAAGUGUAUGGGAAGCCGUACUUUCCCUCGGGCUUCCAUACUUCACUGAGGUUUACGCCUCGGGCCGUGAUCUCAAACUGUGGAACUCCGUGGGCGCCAGUCGCGCAGAAAAUGGCAUCGACUUCUCGGUGUUUGCCAUCCACAGUCUCGAUCCCGGUUUCAGUAAAUCGCUUAAUUGGGGUCUGGAUGAAAUCGACGUUAUCCUGUGUGAUAGCUUCGAGAUACCCGGGGCCAGGGGUUAGUCGCCGGCAAUUGGGAUUGAAGUCUGGCACAAGGUUGUCCAAUAACUCAGGCUUCUUAGCCAGUCUCUUCCGCAUGAUCUCGAUGAAGGUGUCCCGCAUCUCCGCAUUUUCCUGUGAGCCUCUGAAAGUGGAGGCGAAACGCCUCCAGUAUUUGGCUUCCAUCUCUUUUCUGUACUUCAGGUAUGUCUCAUCAUCUUUGAAAGAUUCCAACUCCUCCGGCGUGUAAUACUGCGGUUCAAAGGUCCUUUCGUCUCCGGCCCAUGAUCCUGCGAUCCAUGUCUUGUUGCGAGCAUAGUGGUCCAGACGAUUGACGAUGGGUUGCAAGUUUGGCACCACCUGGAUGCCACUGGCUCCAUUGCCGAUGACGGCGACAUUCUUGCCCUUUGGAUCGAAGGACGGAUCCCAGUUGGAAGUAUGCCGCAAAACGCCCUUGAAGUCUGAAAGACCUGGGUAAUCGGGAAGCUUCCAGGAGUUAAAGCGCCCAAUCGCGGUAAGAAAGAAGUCUGCUCGGUCUUCAAAAAUCUCGUUGGUUUCUGUGUUCCGCACAGUAAUGAUCCACUUGGCUUCGUCAUCGCUCCAUUGCACCGUUUGAAUGUUCGAGUUGAACUUCACGUAACGAUACACAUCAUACUUGCGAGCUCGUUCUUGCCAAUACUGCAAGAUCUCGGCACCCUGAGCAAACUUCUCGGACCAUUGAGUACGUGGUGUGAAUGUGGAUUGAUAAACAUUGGCCGGGAUGUCACAUCUCACGCCAGGGUAGACAUUCUCCAGCCACGUGCCGCCCUAAUGUUGGAUAUGUCAGUUUGGCUCUGUGAUUCACUGGUUCUUGGGCAAGAACAGAUGCACGAAAAACAUACCACAUCCGCAUUCUUCUCAUAGAUUGUCAAGUCAAGGCCCGGGACCUUGGCUGGCAAAAGAAUCCCAGCAAGGAUUCCGGACAAUCCAGCACCCACAACCACAACGCGCAGAGGCCUUAUCUCAUCGAUGCCACGAUCCUCAAGCUCGAGCUUUGGUCUCCAGGCUGAGGUUGGAUACUCGAUUGGUGGUGCUGGCGCGUCGGCCACUUUUGUUACCGGAUGGUGAUGGCCGUUGGGUAGCUUGGCAGCAGGAACAUCGCCAUUCAGCUGCCCUGAAGUUUUCUUCACCCUAUCUGGAAGUACUGGAAAUUGAUCUCCUACCGCUCCGUUCUCCACUGGAGCGGCCGACGCUUCUCUCAGCAGAUCCUCAGUGCCUAUACUGCCCAUCUUGGCGUCUUGGUGGGUGGGAUGCAAGAGGACUAUGAAAGUCGAAGGCUCGCACACAGUCUACAGAAACUCCAACAUGCUCGCAUCGGCGGAAGUCACCUUUUAACUUCAGAAAAUGUAUUGCACGUGGAUCCCGGCAACGCAUUGGAGUUGUGGUCGUCUCAUUAUGGUGCGAUAACUACAUUGGGGCUGACCACUCAGGGAGCGGACCCUCUCGAGCACGUCUUCGUCCCACCCGCUGACACGAUUGAUCCGAUCCACAUUGCGACAACUGCAGUUGCGAAUCAACACACUGCCAUAGAUAAAGUGUGUAAACGAGGGGCGAACGCGCCGUGGUAUACUACACACGAUGCUGAUCUACCUACCCCUAGUCUUCCCGAAACUUAUGCGGGAAGCAGGGUGAAUUUGGCCCAUGCUGGACCCUUGGUUCAGCCUCGGAACCUCCAUUGACAACUUGGCAUACCAUGGACUGUUACAUGUUCUAUCAAUGUCCAAGCCUUGUCGCCGCCAGCCUUGUCGCCGCCAGAUCCCUGCCAGCGAGGCACCAAAUGCGCAAUUGCCAAUCCAAGUGACGCCUUCCAUGUCUUGGCCUAUAGGAGUCUCAUUUUGACGAUAUAAACAUGGACCGCCAUGUCGGGUUCGCAACUGAUUCAGUCGGCGGCAAGACUGCAGAACCGUGACCGGCGCAAACAUGUCGAUUGCUCAGAAACCCCGCAAAUGGUAUCACAUGCACUGGUUCGCCCCGGACGAUACCGCAGACGAACGCAGGUUGAUCCUCAAACUUGACCUUUUGAUUGUGCCAUAUGCGUUCCUGGCAUAUUGGACCAAGUACAUUGACCAAGCCAACAUUAACAAUGCGUAUGUUGGAGGGCUCAAGGAAGACCUGGGAUUUCACGGAAAUGAACUGGUGCAUCUUCAAACGAUCUAUGUGGUCGGCGCGGUGGUGGGACAGAUCCCAUUCAUGUUCCUGUUCACCCGCCUACCCAUGCACUGGUUGAUCCCGUUUCUGGACAUUGCAUGGGGCAUUUUCACCCUGCUUCAGUAUCGGGCACACAGUUAUGCGGAACUCAUGGCCUACCGGUUUAUGGUUGGUUGGUUCGAGGCUGCGUUCUUCCCUGCCAUGCACUACAUUUUCGGAUCUUGGUAUAAAGGGCACGAGAUUGCUCGCCGAGGAGGCGUCUUUUACGUCGGAUUGACCUUGGGAACCUUGACUGCAGGUUUGAUCCAGGCCGGUACAUCUGCUCGCCUCGAUGGUGUCAGUGGACUUGCAGGAUGGCGCUGGAUGUACAUUAUCUGCGCGCUCAUUACCAUCCCAAUCGGCAUCCUUGGGUAUGUCAUGCUUCCAGGCACGCCUGAACGGCCCAACAAGCUUUUCUUGAAGGAAAAGGACAUUGCGGCAGCCGUCCAACGCCUGCACCGGGAUGGACAUAGCACGGUUGAAAAGAGCGUCUCGUGGGCCACACUCAAGACGGUCUUCACCUCAUGGCAGGUGUGGGCGUUGCUGCUUUUGGAUGUUUUUUUCUGGAACGGCAGCGUCAACACCACGGCCGGCGGGGUUUUGUUAUGGCUGAAAAGUCUCAAUCGCUAUUCCAAGUCUCGGGUGAACGAAUUGGGUUCCACGGCCCCGGCCCUGGGCAUCUUUUACACCUUGUUCGUGUGCUUUGCAUCGGAUCUCGUCCUCGGGCCUGCCUGGGCAAUCACCCUCGCGCAUACCUGGAACAUCAUUGGCUUGAUUAUCCUGGUGAUCUGGCAUGUUCCGGAGUCGGCGUUGUGGUUUGCCUUUCUGACGACUUACUCGGCCGUCGCUAUGUCGAGUGUCCUGUACGGUUGGGUCAACAGUCAGAUGAGAUACUCACCGGCCGAACGGUCGUUUGUCCUCGUGCUCAUCAAUGCUGUUUCGCAGUCGACUACGGCCUGGACACCUCUCUUGGUCUUCAAGACCGUCGAGGCGCCCCGGUUCACAAAGGGAUAUUCGUUUGUUCUGGCGAAUGCCAUUUGUCUGAUUAUCCUUGCUCAUAUCAUUAGCUUCUACCUGAAGCGAAGGAGUCCACCCCACCCCAUCUCGUCGGAAGUCGAUGUCGAGCAGCCGAAGAGAAAUGAAGACUAUUCUCAUUCUACCAGGGCAAAUAGUCCAGUGCUGGUGCAGGAAAAUUCGACGGUGAAGGCAUGACAGUUUUCAACACUUGAACCUAAGAGAAGCCGACGUACAGUACAACGAUAGACCAAGGUCACAUAGAAACAGACAAAAGCAUUGUCUUCUCGUAGAGUAAUAAGUGUGCUUGUUGUUGUUGUUGGUGGUGGCGGUGUGUCGAUCUGUAACAAAUGGCAGAUUUACUACCAGCCAGAAUAAAUCAAUUGGUGUUGUUGUUUGUUGCCUUCCUGGAUCCACC
Molecule: messenger RNA, 5155 nt
Organism: Exophiala dermatitidis NIH/UT8656
Lineage: Eukaryota; Fungi; Ascomycota; Eurotiomycetes; Chaetothyriales; Herpotrichiellaceae
Product: retrograde regulation protein 2
Exons: 4
Coding region: 3457-4935 (492 amino acids)
Biological process (GO): transmembrane transport
Cellular component (GO): membrane
Molecular function (GO): transmembrane transporter activity
Source: RefSeq, a predicted model, not a curated record